AUGACAUUUAUUUGACAUGUACGUGUAUCACGAGCCAAUACUCGCAUUCUAAUUGUUUAAUUAAGAAAUGCAAAUAUUAUUGAAUUAGUUUAAAUAUCGUAACGCAAUCCUCUUUUUUUAAGGAAUGUAAAAUUAUUUGUGAAAUAUCUGACGCGAGCCAUGGAGUGAUAGAUAAUUUUAUAACACUGCAAAAGUGACCUCGUCUCAUCGUAUCGAAGGACUGUGCAAUUGUUUAGGUAUGUCGGUUUGGUCAGGCAGUACGGUCCCAGGCCCACCCUAUCGUUACUCUCAGUCUAGUAACUGGUGCCCAAAAAUGAGCAAGUGAAAUUGAUGUGAGAUUUGCAAAGCCUUAAAAUUUGGUUUUGUACUACACGGAGGCUGCUACUAGUCCUUUAAUAAAGACACACGUGCGUGAUGUCGGGCGAGGCGCCUAUCCAGUCGGACGCAGGGCUCCACACGCCCGCGUACCUGUCAUGGCGGAAACUGCAGCUGAGUCGCGCGAAGCUGAAGGCUUCGAGUAAGACUUCGGCACUGCUCUCUGGAUUUGCUAUGGUAGCUAUGGUGGAAGUGCAACUGAACACAGACCAAACCAGUAAAGUGCCCAAGGAGAUGCUCGUGGCGUUCACAGUGUGUACCACCCUACUCGUAGCUGUUCACAUGCUGGCCCUCAUGAUCAGCACAUGCAUCCUACCCAACAUAGAAGCAGUGGGGAAUCUACACAGCAUAUCUCUGGUACACGAGUCGCCUCAUGAAAGACUACACUGGUACAUCGAAAUCGCUUGGGCAUUUUCAACAUUACUUGGACUAAUUUUGUUCCUAGUUGAAAUAGCUAUUCUCUGUUGGGUAAAAUUUUACGAUUUAAGCGAGACCGCCGCCUGGUCCGCCUGCGUUGUACUUAUACCAGUCAUGAUUGUGUUUCUAGCGUUCGCCAUACAUUUCUACAUGUCUUUAGCAACGCAUAAAUACGAAGUAACAGUCACUGGCAUUAAAGAGCUAGAGCUACUUAAGGAACAGAUUGAAAUGGGCGACCAUGACGGUAGGAUGAAUAAUCUCACAUUACUCGAUCAGGGCAGAGUCGUUUGAAGACUUAUGGCGUUAUUCGUAAACGUGCUAUGAGCCUCAAUUAGAUAUAACCGUUUCUCUUUACCUUUUCAGCGCCAUCUAUCAAUCCCAAGAACGUCAUACACACGCUAAUAUCUCUGGCAUAACCUAGCAAAUAUAUACCGUACCAGAAACGUUGAAGGUUAGUUUGACAAACGUAUGCCAUAGCACAUGUAAGCGUUCUUGGCGCCACAAGCAUCACUUCUUACGUUGCCUUUAAGCGGUCUUGGCGGUCUAAGGGUUAAUCUGUCCUUUUACCUUUUGCAUUUUCAAGAAAGGGAUAAAAAUAAAUUAACUAAUUGAGGCUUGUAAAAUUUUAUGAAUAAGGGGGUUAAGCCUUACCUUUCCAGUGUCCGAUUUUGGGAUGUUAUUUACCUUUUUGACUUAAAUAUACCCACGUUUUUAUUGUUAACGCGUAGGUUGUAGAAAAGUACUUAUUGAUCUGUAUAUUAAAAGUGUACUUAUAUAAGUGCCAAGUUUGCAAUAUUAUAUUUACUUAUCGGGUUGGGUCGUGAGCACUGGACGUAAUAGAAUUAUGUUAAUUUUAGUAAUUAAUAAGCCUUACCGUACAAAAGGAGUUGGUACCUAUUGGUAGUGUGAAGUUUACUGCCUGAGGAAUGCCAAUAAUAAUUAUAUUUAAUUAUCUAUAAAGCCGAGAAAAUAAAAUAUUUAUUACUAAAACGCUUGCUCAAAAAUUAACGCUUAUAAGUGCAGCAUAAAAACAUCAUUUUUAUGCUUAUAUUAUGCAUUGUACUUUUUGAAUUUGAUAGGUUUUCGAUAGGUUUGACAUACCUACAUUCGAAUCUCCAGUUGACAAAGCUUCCUAUGAAAAUUAUUUAUUUUUUAUGUUUACUAUAUUAUUCAUCAUAUUUUAACACAUACCUACUUAGAAACGUUGGCCUUGUCCCUAAUAUCGGAUAUAAUACAAACUAUAAAUAUAAGUUAGAAAAACGGCCGAACAUAACUUUUGGGAAAUAGUGUAGAUUGAAUUUGUAACCAACGUGUAAUUUUACGUAUCCUACGGUUAAAAAUUACUUGACCAUAUAUUUUUAAUAAAAUAAUCCCGUCUACCAUCUUACUACUUUGGCUUAGGUUAUAUAAAUAUAAAUUGCAAAAACGUCCUUUCAGAUAAUUAUAAAAGUUUACAAAUUAAUUUCAAAUAUUAAAUACAUUUUUAUGUUGUUCCUGAGAAUGGUCAGUGAGUCUGUUAUAGUUAUUACAAUAAUGUCGUCUUCAUACUUAGUCUAUAGGUUUGGGUGCUAAUUUUAAGACUUGUGAAUCCCAAGUUAAAAUCUGUGUUAAUGCGAAGAAAUUAUAGAGCUCAAAAUGCAAAGAAUGUGAACAAAAUCCAUCACGGAAAACUAUUUUAUAUUUUGAUUAAAUUAUACAGGGUGCUGCAAGUUGUUUUUUAGUUAAUUAAUUAUUUGUUAACAUGACAUUUUAAUUUUCUAUUAUAUUAUUGUAUUUGUUUGGUUAUUCGCUGUCUGAAAUAGACAGUAGGUAGGUCCGUAAAUGUUUUUUUUAACCUUUUAACCGUGUUAGCUCGUGUCGCCGCCGGUACGAAGUUACACGAAGUUUUGUCUUAUUUAUUAGACUGCGGCGAAAUGAGCUGGAUAUUGUAUGUCAUAUAUUAGAUUACGGCGGCUAAAAGGUUAAUAAUGAACCGUUAUGUUAAUUUUAAUAACAAGUAAAAAUCAUUUUAAUAUAGUCAAGCAAAAGAUGCGAGCCUGCGAGGUACUUAUUACUCGUGUUUUGAGUUCCAAUUACGUCUAUCCUUUUCAGUUAGCUUCAAUGUAACUAACUUAAAAUGUGGUUUAUUUACAAAUUAUCGCAUUACACUAAGUAUUAGCUCCGGUUUCCCCGGAAUAAGACCGAUAAAGUUUCUUUCAAUGUGCGUUCCAUAAGAAACCGUAGCUUAAUGAAAUAAAAGUUAAAAUCUAAUGAAACUGAAACUUUUAUUUAUUUAUUGUGACUGAGUAAUAUUCAGCUCUUACGAAGUAGAGUGAAUUAACAGUAAAUGAUAAAAAUAGAUUAUGGAAGGCAAUAAAGUAAAUGUUAACUAUAAUUUGACCCAAAAAAAUUGGGUUUUAAACAAGUCCUCUGUGAUAAUGAUAAAUAUGACAUUUUGUUGAAUCUGUCGAUGUGUCUGCGUCAGAUGAGAAUUGUCGGAACCCACUGCGGCGUAUGUUUCGCACGAAUGUCAAUAUCAGGGGGGCUUACCAAGAUGACAAUCGUUAGUAGAAAACGCCAAUCGACAGUUAUAUGUAUGGAAAUAGUCACGAGACUUUUCGUAGUAUCAGUCAUCCCGAUAUUUUCGUAGUAUCAGUCAUCCCGAUACAUUUUUGUGUACGUUUGGCGUUUGUCAGUGGCGAAGCGUGAAAUAAUCUAGCCAUGGACGAAUCCACACCUGUGAGGCCCUUUUCAAUGUUUAUUCCCAAGGUAAUAAGAAAGUUGGCUUUGCCCAUUCGCCCACGACUAGCUACGCCACUGGCGUUUGUCAAUAUACGAUUGGCAUCUUGGCCUGGCCCCCAGUAGCGUUUCCGCGCAAUAUACUUAUAACGGAACGCCACAAAAAAUUAUUAAAAUUUGAUGCAGAUUACAUACUUAGCAUAAGAGUUUUUAAGUCCAUUAUAUAAAUAAAACCUUAUCUCAUAGCUAGAAUACGAGUAAACUCUGUAAACUGACGGGGAAGUAGCUUAUUCAUAAGAAGUAUGAGAUUUCAGUAACCUCAUAUAUAACAUCAAUGCAUCCCUCUAUGACUUCAAACCGCUUAGUAUGACUUGCGUUGUCGCGCGCGACUUCAUAUGUAGAUAAAUAGAUAGAUAAAUCAUUUAUUUGGCAGCUGCAAAACACACACAAUAUAAAGUUUAAAUCAUCAUAAAGAACACAAAUUAUUACAGUAACAAAAUAAAAAUGGCACAAAAGAAAAUUGAGACAGCAAAGUAGGAAUAAUUAAUAAAAAAUAAAAUAAAAUAAAAGUACCUACCUACAUACUGUGUGCGUUGCAGCAGGACAAAAUGUAUGUCAAGCGUGACUUCAAGUAUGGAGUCGCGCGUGACAGCAAGUCAUGCUAAGCGGUCAGAUAUCCGUUUUUUUUACUGAAUACGAGUUUACGUAGCAGAUAAGUACCUGUAAUAUUUAAUGGCAUGGAAUGUUAACCUAUGUAAUGAGACAGUUUACGACCAAAGGAACUAUUAAAACUUGAAAAGCUUAAAAAAUAUAUAAUGAUGUGUAAAUCGAAGCCGUGCAAAAAAUACAGACUCACGGCCCGAUUCGACGAAUGAUUAAGACACGUUUAAGAUCUUGGAAAGAUCGAUAGCUAAACGACAUUUUAAAAUUGACGUUAUUUUGAUUUCGCUGUGAUCCCAAUAAGAUCUAUCUACGAUAUUUCUAACGUCAAAGUGAAAUUGGUUGCCCGAAUCGAGCUGCUUCUGUCAAUUAUACGACAUACAAACGAUAUCUAAAUGAGAACUUAUCUAAACUAGAACUUAUCGUUAUCGUAUUUCAUUCUUCGAAUCGGGCCGUUAUUUGAAAACGGUCGACGAUAGCAACCUAUCACAUAUUAUAUAUCGAGUUCCUUUUGUCGUGUAUUGUCAUACAAUUUCAAAUAAAACAUCCGAAUUAUCCAUGCAACAGUGUGUACCACUUUAUUUAUAAUUGAAGAUCUGUUAUGGUUUUAGCAAUAUAUCACCACAUUUGGUCAAUACA
Cydia pomonella (codling moth) is the source of this 4809-nucleotide messenger RNA. It is a transcript of the gene Orai, whose product is annotated as calcium release-activated calcium channel protein 1. NCBI's taxonomy places the organism in Eukaryota, Metazoa, Arthropoda, Insecta, Lepidoptera, Tortricidae. Gene Ontology annotation, molecular function: store-operated calcium channel activity. Gene Ontology annotation, biological process: store-operated calcium entry. Bases 415 to 1083 code for a protein of 222 amino acids. Gene Ontology annotation, cellular component: membrane. The transcript is spliced from 4 exons. The record is from RefSeq and is a predicted model, not a curated record.